AUGGGAGAGAUUUCCAAAAUCGAGGCCGUCGCCGACGAUGGCAAGAUUGUCGAGCCCAGUGGUAACGUCCUGUACGACAUCGAUCCGGCAGCCGAGCAACGUGUGCUGAGGAAGAUAGACAUGCGCGUGAUGCCUCUGAUGUUCCUCGUCUUCUUCUUCCAAUUCCUUGACAAGCAAACCAUCAAUUUCGCGUCAGUCUUCGGCCUGCAGCAAGACCUCAAUGUCAGCGGCAGCGAGUUCUCCUGGGCCGUGUCACUCUUCUAUUUCGGCAUCCUAACGGCACAAUUUCCAAUGACCUACUUCAUUGCCGCGCCGCAUAACGCAGCUGGACUGCUAGCGACGAGGUUCUUCCUUGGUGCGUGCGAAGGUGUUGCGGCACCUGGCUUUGUGGUGAUUACCAGUAAUUACUAUAAGAGGUCUGAGCAUCCCAUUCGGGUUGCUGUAUGGCAGGGCACCAACGGAUUCGCACAGAUCAUUGGAGGCAUUCUAAUGUACGUGAUCGGUCAAUCCGAUGACCUGGCGUUGGCGAGCUGGCGUGUGAUCUUCAUCGUCGCGGGUUGCGGAACCAUUGGCGCCGGCGCGCUGUUCAUCGCCUUCAUGCCGAGAGAUCCCUCAGUUGCGCGGUUCCUCAAUGAGGAGGAGCGACGCAUUGCGGUGCAGAGGCUGGCAAACGACAGAGCGACCAGGGACAGGAGCCAAUUCAGUGCUGAUCAAGUCAAGGAGGCGCUCUUGGACCUACAGACCUGGUUCUACUUCGUGUUCGGAUUCCUGAUCUGCAUGUCGUCGCCCAUUUUGAAGUUCUCUUCGCUUGUCAUCAACGGCUUUGGAUUCUCCAGGUUUCGGACCAUGUUGGUUGGACUUCCAAGUGGUGCAUUGCAGAUCAUAACGACCUGGUCCGCGGCGUUCCUGAUGGGAUAUACCAAGAGUUUCCGCUGCUUCUCGGGGUUGUUAUUCACUAUCCCACCGCUGGUAGGCAGCAUCCUGCUGCUUUGCCUCCCAGCAUCCGCGAAGUGGGGUAUCGUGGUUAGCACUUGGCUCGCAGCACAGUCUUCGUCCUUGAUUCAAGUCAGUCUCAGCAUACUCGCCUCGAACGUGAAGGGCAACACGAAGAAAUCGGCCGUCAGUGCUGUCUUCUUCUUGGCGUACUCGACUGGCUGCAUCGUCUCACCACAGCUGUGGCAGAAGCCAGACGCGCCACGCUACACCAAGGGCGUGGUGGCGAGUAUCGUGUGUUGGUGUUUGUUCAUCAUUAGCCUGUUGGCUUAUUACGUCAUGUUCCGCAGAGUCAAUCGCAAGCGAGAUGUGGAGGUGACGGAGUGGGAACCUGUCGAGAAUGGGAAGACCGAGUUGGACGCUGCUGUCGAUAUUGACUCGGAUAUGACUGACAAGCAGGAUAUCAAGUUCAGGAACACCUUGUGA
Messenger RNA from Cyphellophora attinorum, 1419 nucleotides. RefSeq names its product putative transporter. The transcript has 6 exons. Lineage: Eukaryota; Fungi; Ascomycota; Eurotiomycetes; Chaetothyriales; Cyphellophoraceae. The record is from RefSeq and is a predicted model, not a curated record. Gene Ontology annotation, molecular function: dipeptide transmembrane transporter activity; allantoate transmembrane transporter activity. Gene Ontology annotation, biological process: tripeptide transport; transmembrane transport; dipeptide transport. Bases 1 to 1419 code for a protein of 472 amino acids. Gene Ontology annotation, cellular component: plasma membrane.